Octopus bimaculoides (California two-spot octopus) is the source of this 3990-nucleotide messenger RNA. Its product is annotated as superkiller complex protein 2. Gene Ontology annotation, biological process: nuclear-transcribed mRNA catabolic process, 3'-5' exonucleolytic nonsense-mediated decay. Gene Ontology annotation, molecular function: RNA binding; RNA helicase activity; ATP binding. Gene Ontology annotation, cellular component: Ski complex. The record is from RefSeq and is a predicted model, not a curated record. Lineage: Eukaryota; Metazoa; Mollusca; Cephalopoda; Octopoda; Octopodidae.
UUAAAGGGACGUAACUACCUAACCACCGGUGUAAGUGAUUGUUGUCAACCAACGACGCGAUCACCUCGUUCUCAAUUAAUAUGGUUAUGUUAUAAUAUAUUAUUACAAUCGCCUUUAUUAAUAACCUGUAAGUGAUAUAUUUUAGCUGACAGCUCAAAGUUUCCAGAAUUGUUGUGUUUUUUAUCUUGUAAAUGCUGUCCUCGAUUUACAUAGAACACGCUAGAUCGUAGUGACGUGUCUAAGAAAGAUGUUCGAUCUUCUUGAAACCGGUACUUGUGGCCGGGUGGAAGUUAUUCCCGAACAAAAUCGAAAUGCAAACAGGGUCCCUCUACCCCUGAAAACCCUUCCAUUUGGCCUCCCCAAAAUUUUACCAACUUGGAAAAAAGAUCUAGAAAAAUAUGUUGAACAUCCAGAAAGUCUUCCAAUUCAUGAUUUCAAGAAGCAUCAAAAAUAUUGGCCCAGGACAAAACAUUCAGAGAACUUACUGGAAAUGGAUGUCACUCCAGUGCAGACAACCAUCACAGUUGAACGAAACCCAACAACAGGAAAACUUCUCGGUUACCAAGAGGAGUUACUCACAAACACCAUGUCUACAAUUAAGAAUUCUAUGUCAUUCAAAAGACCUCCAGGGCCACCAACACAGGAUGUCAGAGGUUGUGCCACAAACUAUCCAUUUUGGCCAGGUGGUAUGGAUAAAAUUCCAAGCUACAAAGGUCUAAUUGCCAAAGGAAAGUAUGACGUGAUAGACUUUGAAAAAAAUUUACUUUACAAUGCCCCUGGUCUCAAGGCUGGCAUGGAUUAUGAUGGCGAGGUACCUAAGGAAAUUCCAGCUGCCCCAGAAAUAUAUGUUGAAAAGGAAUCAGAUGAACCUGUCAUUCCUCUAGUUGAAGCACCAAGCACUACAGAAGAUACAGGAAAAGAAAAGGCUGCAUCACCACCUCCAAAAGAAGUUUCAGAUGAAAAUAAAGAACAACAGCCACCACCUGCUGAAGAUUCAAACAAAAUAGAAACAGCUAAACAGUAUUUGAAAUUAACCGAUCUCUUUGCACCAAGUGAUGACCUUCUAUCUGAUGACCAGUUUCAGUUCCGGAAACCAACAAAGGAACAUAUUGAGACUGAGACUGUUAAUACUAAAACAACCAAUAUAUCUAGAAGUGAAAGUUUAGAAGAGCUUGUGAAGGUGAAAGAAGAAAAACCAGAAACACCAGCAGCACCAAAACCUGAAGAAGAAAAAGAGGUUUGGGCUGUAAAUAUUGAUACCAAAACACCUGUAGAUGAUUUCUACAAAAGGAUACCAGUUAUGGCCUAUAAGUGGCCCUUUGAGCUGGAUAUCUUCCAAAAGCAAGCUAUACUGCGUCUUGAAAAUCACGAAAGUGUCUUUGUUGCUGCUCAUACAUCUGCUGGAAAAACUGUAAUUGCCGAAUAUGCCAUCGCCUCGUCACUGCGGCAUCUCACACGGACUGUAUAUACAUCUCCAAUUAAAGCACUGUCCAAUCAAAAGUUCCGUGACUUCAAGCAAAAAUUUGGUGAUGUGGGUCUCAUAACUGGAGAUGUCCAAUUGAACCAGACAGCAUCCUGCCUCAUCAUGACAACAGAAAUUCUAAGGUCAAUGUUGUACAAUGGUUCUGACAUUAUUCGAGAUUUGGAAUGGGUUAUUUUUGAUGAGGUUCAUUACAUUAAUGAUUCUGAGCGAGGUGUGGUUUGGGAAGAAGUACUUAUAAUGUUACCACAGACUGUAAACAUCAUCCUACUCAGUGCAACUGUCCCCAAUACUAUCGAGUUUGCUGGAUGGGUUGGGAAAACCAAGAAACGAAAGCUUUAUGUGAUCAGCACCUCAAAAAGGCCGGUACCUUUAGAGCAUUACCUGUACACAGGUAACAGCAGCAAAACAGCAAAUGAGCUUUUCACAGUUCUUGAUGCUAAAGGAGUAUUCCAAGAAACUGGAGUAACCCAAGCCAUUGCUGCAAAGAAAAAGCAACCAAGUACAGAAGCAAAAAGACCAAAUGCUAAUGUCACAGCAAAACAAGAAAAGAACGUAUGGUUGUCCGUGAUUGAUAUGUUGAAAAAGAAAGAUAAGUUACCUGUAGUUGCCUUCAUGUUCUCCCGGAAAAGAAUCGAUGCUAAUGCUGCUAAUUUGUUAAGUGUCGACCUGACGACGAGCUCAGAGAAGAGUGAAAUUCAUGUCUUCUACCAAAAGUGUGUUAUGAGACUGAAAGGGUCAGACAGGGAUCUGCCACAGGUCAAACAAAUGGAAGAACUUCUUAAGAGAGGUCUGGGUAUUCAUCACAGUGGAGUUUUGCCAAUCCUCAAAGAAGUGGUAGAGAUGUUAUUCCAAAGGAGUCUUGUUAAGAUAUUAUUUGCCACUGAAACAUUUGCUAUGGGGGUCAACAUGCCAGCUAGGACCGUACUAUUUGAUUCCAUCUCCAAACAUGAUGGUACGAAUUUCCGAAAUCUUUUGCCUGGUGAAUACAUCCAAAUGGCUGGUCGUGCCGGUCGCCGAGGGCUCGACACCACUGGGACUGUUAUCAUUAUGUGUAAAGCUGGUGUUCCACAGAAGGUAGAUCUCCAUCGAAUGAUGCUGACUCUCCUCUUCACAUCACCUGCCAGUAACAAAGUCUUAUCAAACGGACGUGUUGUCGUUAUUGAUAAGGCCGACCACCCAAACACUGCAGGCAUAGUAUUACAGAGCAUGAACAAUCUGAAGAACGAAAAACUCUAUGGCAUUCUAGUUCUUUGUGAGAAGAAUGACAAUGAGCCUCUACAAGAUUCCAAUCACAAUGCAACUGAAAAAGAAGAUGAAAAUAAAUCUUCAGAUCUUCGACCAAUGCUUCCAAAACCUUUGUUCCUGCCUGAAGGCCCUGCCUGGCACAAAUUACUGAAAGUCAGUGCAGAUGCUAUUGAUUACAUAACAAGCAAGACAAUUAAGAUUGACCCAGAGAAAAUUAUCAAUAAUAUAAAAAAAAGAAAUAUGCCAAGAUUCAGAGAUGAACCACCAAGUCAGUCUGUCAGUGUAGCUACCCAAGAACUGUUACGUCUGUCCGAAACUAAUCCAAAUGGCAUGACCAAAAUCAAUAUGAUUAAAGACCUAAACAUCAGAGAUAUUGAUCAAAUGGAGAAGUGCCGAAGCAUUCAAUAUUUAGAAACACAAAUAGCUCAAUAUAACUGUGUCAACUGUCCCCAUUUUAUGGAACAUUUCAAACAAGUCCAUACAAACCAAAUGAUGAAGAAGAAGUACAAGAAAUUAUCAUUCCUGGUAUCAGACGCAAGUCUGUCAUUGUUACCAGAAUACCAACAGAGAAUUGAAGUGUUAAAAAGCUUCAAGUACCUGAACCAGACAUGUACAGUUCAACUAAAAGGACGUGUGGCUUGUGAAAUUAGUAACCAUGAGCUGAUGAUUACUGAACUAAUCCUCAACAACAUCUUCACACAACUUCAACCGGCUGAGAUUGCAGCAACCUUGUCCUGUGUUGUAUUCGAAGUGAAACAUUGCAGCAAACCUGAAUUGACUUCUGUACUCAAAAAGUGCCGGAAACAAGUUUUGGAUAUUGCAGCCAGUAUAGCAGAGAAGCAGAAAGAAUUUGGUAUAACUAUCUCAGUUGAAGAAUAUCAAGAGUCAUUCCAUUUUGGUUUAAUGGAAGUAGUCUAUGAGUGGGCUCGUGGUAUGCCUUUCUCUGAUAUUACCGAACUCACCGACGUACAGGAAGGUAUCAUAGUGCGCUGUAUCCAACGUUUAAACGAAGUCCUCAUGGACGUUCGAAAUGCAGCAAGACUUAUUGGAGACCCAGUUUUAUGCCAGAAGAUGGAAGAAGCUUCAACUUUAAUCAAACGUGACAUUGUCUUUACAGCCAGUCUCUACACACAAGAAUGAAUAAAGUUACAGAAACAAAGAGUAAAAGCUUGAUCUACAAUUAUUUUGAAAUCUGACUAUUAUUAUUAUUAUUAUUAUUUUAUUUUAUUUUUCAUUGGAAGAAAUAAACUAUAUGUUGCUAA